AUGGCCUCUCCUACACAGCUUCAGACCUUUGCUACCAAGCCGCGUGUCUUCAUUCUCAGCGAUAUCUCCAAUGAGCCUGACGAUGCCGAGUCUUUGGUGCGCUACCUUCUCUACUCCAAUCAAUUCCGGACAGAGGGGUUGGUUGCGUGCACAUCCACCUGGAUGAAGAAUAAGGUGUGCCCGCAAGACAUGCACAAAAUCGUCGAUGGCUAUGAGAAAGUGGUCGACAAUCUCAACGCCCACGCACAUCCUAAUGACCCAUAUCCGACCGCCCAGUAUUUGAGGUCUUUGAUUAAGAAGGGCGCAGAGGCAUAUGGCAUGACAGCAGUAGGCGAAAACAUUCCCCUCAGCGUAGGCGGCCAACUCCUCUUAGACCGCAUUGAAACACCGUCUGAAGACCCUCUUUGGGUACUGUGCUGGGGUGGAACAAAUGUGCUUGCCUCUGUCCUCCUCAAAAUUAAAAACACCCAUUCCGCCGCCGACGCCGCCAAAUUGCGCUCAAGACUACGCGUCUAUACGAUCUCGGACCAAGACGACACGGGUGCCUGGAUCCGACACCACUUCCCUGAUAUCUUCUACAUCUGCUCUGUCCAUGGAUGGAACCAAUACGGUAUGGCCGCCUGGUGCGGCAUUUCUGGCGACGGCUGGUACGGUUUCGACAAGGGUGGUCCGGACCCCUCCAAGAUCAGCAAGGAAUGGAUCAAGGAGAAUAUCCAGAUCGGUCCGCUAGGCUCCACGUACCCGGACUAUAUGUUCAUUCCCGAAGGCGAUACACCGACGUUCCUAUACAUUAUUCAAAACGGUCUCGGCGUGCCGGAACAGCCGGGAUACGGAUCCUGGGGUGGUCGAUACAUUGCCACAGACAUUAGUGGCAGCGGAGUUCCGAACGGUCAUUUCAGCGACACAGUGGACGAAGUCGUGGGUCUUGAUGGCCGGAAACACAAAUCAAAUCACGCAACUAUCUGGCGUUGGCGCGAUGCUUUCCAGACAGACUUCGCCGCUCGGAUGCAGUGGUCUCUCUCGCCAGACCUGAGCAAAGCAAACCAUCACCCCGUUGUCGAGAUCAAUGGCAGAAAAGGUUUAGAACCGCUUCAUUUUGAGUUGGAGGCAGGUACCUCCUUCCAGCUUGAUGCUUCUGCGUCGUAUGAUCCCGAUCCCAAUGAUACUCUCACUUUCAAGUGGUAUCAGUACCGUGACCCUAGCGCAACACAAUGGUCUGUCCACCAUGAAGUGGGCGAGCUGGAGAUCAAGCCGCUCAAUGAUUCCGGCAGCAAGGUGGAGGUCACAAUCCCUCCACCGGAGAAGUGCUGUGUGGAAUUGAUCAGUCGAGAGGCGAUUGCCAAAGGUCAGCUGCUGCAUCUUAUUCUCGAAGUAAAGGAUAACGGGUCUCCGCCUCUGAUCAGCUACCGCCGGGUCAUCAUUCAGGCCACGAACGAGAAGUUGCUCGGUGGUGGUGGCGGCGCUGAGGCUAUCGGCGACGUUAUGCGAGAUGUUGUGCAAUAG
Messenger RNA from Aspergillus melleus, 1503 nucleotides. RefSeq lists its product as uncharacterized. Bases 1 to 1503 code for a protein of 500 amino acids. Lineage: Eukaryota; Fungi; Ascomycota; Eurotiomycetes; Eurotiales; Aspergillaceae. Gene Ontology annotation, molecular function: hydrolase activity, hydrolyzing N-glycosyl compounds. The transcript is spliced from 2 exons. The record is from RefSeq and is a predicted model, not a curated record.